Messenger RNA from Thunnus maccoyii (southern bluefin tuna), 2242 nucleotides. RefSeq lists its product as uncharacterized. Bases 489 to 1598 code for a protein of 369 amino acids. The record is from RefSeq and is a predicted model, not a curated record. Lineage: Eukaryota; Metazoa; Chordata; Actinopteri; Scombriformes; Scombridae. The transcript is spliced from 6 exons.
AUCUAUCUAUCUAUCUAUCUAUCUAUCUAUCUAUCAUUUUACAGCAAACUCGUGUUAUUUCGCUGCACAAUACGCACCUACAUUUAUUCAGUUGCCUUUAACAGCCUGAAAGUUUUAUUUGCAACAGACUGUACACAGUUUCUGAAAGGCAGCCCCUGAUAGGAAAUGAACGUUUGCAGCAUUUACUUCCUGUACGUGAGCAAACCUCUACUCUGGUCACGACAGAGCAGAACCGAGAGUGAGGUCGAAACCGUAAACAACCUGACGCUAACUCGAUAACGAUAAACGCAGGGACUCAGGUGAUCUUUUUUUUCUUCUUCCCGUCAUACGCCCACUCUAACACUGAACUAUGGCUGUAAAUUGCUGCAGGUGAGGAGGGAGGGCAGAGACAUGUCAAAACAUGGGUGGAGUAUGCGAGCAGGUAUAGACGCACCUUGGAGUUAAAGAUAACUUUCCUACAGAUCCGUAGAGAGAGUUAAACGAGUCUGAUGCAGGUCAUGGAGACGAGUUGUUCCACCAUGGAAACACAGACAGAAAAGCAAAGGCCCAAUUAUGGCCAGUUGAUCUCUGUUACUCGCAAGGAUACAAUCCGUCUGCUGGAGGUGUACGUAAAGCGGAGCCUCAGCCUAAAUGACGGAGCUCUGGGGGAAAGGAGGGCUAAGAGGAAAGAAAAAUGGGUGACAAUGCCAAGAAAGCAAAGACGACAUUCCAGCGACCCUUCUCUUCACUGGGGUGACGAAUUAACUGACGGGGAAAUUAGUACAUUCGCCUCACCCGAACCUCCCAAAACCCAGCCUGAGAUACGUCCCGAGGAACCGAAGAAGCCGACCAAAAAAUCUAAAAAGAACAAGAAGCCCUCAUUGUGGAAAAGCUUUAUGGGUUUGUUCUCUCGGAAGAGUGAUGAUGAUCAGGAGGGUUCAUCAGAGAUGCCCGAGGCCACCCCAGCAGAGCAGGACUCUGAUACUGGAACCACCUGCCUUCCCACAACUCCAGUCACUGUUCAAAAGAAGAAGUCCAUGAGAAAAAAAUCCUUAAAAAGAAGGUUCAGCAAAAAGCGUCUGUCUAUGAUUAAACCAAACAAACCUAGUAAAGAUCUCAACCCAGCUGACAUCACCGGGGUUGAAGCUGUUGUAAGUGUGGAAGCAACAUAUUCCUACUAUGAGAAGGUAUCAGAGGAACUGGAAAAAAUUCUUCACGAGGUCAAAGAAAAAGAGGAAGUUGAAUCGCUCACAGAUGAGGAAGUAAUUAACCGGAUUAUUGCUUUGACAAAGGAGGAGGGAGACGCCAUAGAUUACAAGCUGAAAGACAAUCCUACACUGAGCAACUUUUUCCAGGGGAUGUCGUACUCUUCCUUCCAGAAGUUGGCUGAUGCCUAUUUAGCGAAAGAGACAACGCCGACCCACAACCCACUCACUGUCCCCCCAACAGCGCCUGAGCUGGUCAAACUGGCCUUUACACUGGAUUUUACAGCCAGGAUAGCAGGCCUCUCCAGACAGAAUAUAGGUCACAUUACUGGCCUGGGCAACCGUUAUCUAAAGGACCGAUUUGAAUACGAACAGGCAUGUACAGAUCAUCCAUGGUCCGACAGCGACGACUGAAUGACAGCCAUGCAAAGCAAACACACAAACGCUUUACUCUCAAACUUUUCUCAGCACCACAGAUGAAAUUAAGGAAGUGUUGCAAGCAUGAAUUCCUCUUUACCCCUUUAUAAGAACACAAAGGGAACCAAACGCAAUAUUUAUGUGAAAGGCUGCUUAUUGUUGCCAUUUUCAUUAGAUGGUAGUUUGUUUGUUGUAGUAUUUUCUGAAAGAAUAAGAGUGUAAUUCUGUUUCAACAGGAUGUUUGCUGAAAAACCAGUUUGAUUGUCUUUUUUUUUAGGUUUUCCUGUGUUUACAACUAUCCUUCUCAUAGCGAAUCAACUGAAAAACGUAGGUCUUACAAAACACAGUCUUACAACAUGUAGCAAUGUUUCAGAAUCACAAAUUGGUUCUCAGAGUGACACUAAAAAUGUGAUGUGUGUUGACAAAUUCACCACCAAUGAAUUUGAUGUAUUGUACAUAUUAAUUUGUAAUAAUUAAUAUAAUUGAGUAAAGUGUUUACCAUUGAUGUACAUAAGCUAGGCACAACUGUGCAAUAAUUUUUACUUUUUUAGGAUUUUAAGAUGAGAAUGUGACUAAACUGUGACUUUUUUUGUUUUGUUUUUUUAUUUGAUUAAGAAUGCUGGCAUUCAAAAAAUCAAAUA